This is a messenger RNA of Phaeoacremonium minimum UCRPA7, 1077 nucleotides long. RefSeq names its product putative oxidoreductase nad-binding rossmann fold protein. The transcript has 4 exons. The record is from RefSeq and is a predicted model, not a curated record. Gene Ontology annotation, cellular component: cytoplasm. Bases 1 to 1077 code for a protein of 358 amino acids. NCBI's taxonomy places the organism in Eukaryota, Fungi, Ascomycota, Sordariomycetes, Togniniales, Togniniaceae. Gene Ontology annotation, biological process: NADPH regeneration. Gene Ontology annotation, molecular function: nucleotide binding; oxidoreductase activity.
AUGAGUUCUCCAAAGGGCAUAGCGCUUGUUGGCGGUGGCAUCUUCAUCAAAGAGCAACAUCUACCUGCUGUUCUUGCUACUCCACUACUCUCACUUAAGGCUAUCUAUUCACGCUCGCUCAAAUCGGCCCAGAGCACACUUGACCUAGUCCCUAAGGAGCACAGCCCUGUUGACCUCUACUCUGAUGACUCCGGAGCAGGCAAGUCCUACAAAGACCUGCUGACUCGAGAGGACAUAUAUGGAGUAAUUAUCGCGUUGCCUAUCAAGAACCAGCCUGAGUUCAUUGAAGCCGCUCUACUUGCUGGCAAGCAUGUCUUUGCGGAGAAGCCUGUUGGCCCAACAGCCGAGGCGGCGAAGAAGCAGAUUGACUGGUAUCAUAGUAUAGCUGAUGAGAAAAGGGUCACAUGGGCAAUUGCUGAGCAGGUUCGUUUCGUGCCGAAAUUUGCAUGGGCAGCAGCAGAGGCAAGGAAACUUGGCAAGGUCAUUGGGUUCCAUUUCAAAGUCUUUUUCCAUAUCGGACUAGACAACAAAUACCUAGCCACCGAAUGGCGUAAAAGCCCAACUCACCCGUACGGGUUUAUUCUUGAUGGCGGUGUGCACUGGAUAGCUAGCGCCAGACUUCUCCUCGGCGAUGACACUCCUCAGAGUGUAAUAGCAUACUCUUCACUUGCACAGGACUAUCUUCCGCCCGUCGACACCGUCUCCGGCGUCAUCAAGACUAAGUCAGGCGCCAUCGGAACAUUCAAUGCAUCCUGCGGCACUACUCUCAGCAGCAAUGAGUAUUCAGUAGCUUGCGAAAAUGGAAGUGUGACGAUCGAGGGCGAUAAGGGGUGGAUCCGCUACAAGGACGGGAGAAAGGAAGAAAGGGAGCUCGAAUUUGUGGGCGGUGUCAAGGAAGAGAUCGCAGCGUGGGCAGAGGCACUGACAUCUGGCAAGCCUAACCCACUGCAGACUCCCGAAGAGGCUUUGAAGGACCUGGAGCUUCUUGAGGCAAUGCUCAAGAGCGGUGACGCCAAUGGUGCCCCCCAGCUUGCUCUGCUCCCUACCCACCAGGAUACGCUCGAGUCCGCGGCGUAA